Molecule: messenger RNA, 959 nt
Organism: Corticium candelabrum
Lineage: Eukaryota; Metazoa; Porifera; Homoscleromorpha; Homosclerophorida; Plakinidae
Product: RNA transcription, translation and transport factor protein-like
Exons: 6
Coding region: 53-817 (254 amino acids)
Biological process (GO): tRNA splicing, via endonucleolytic cleavage and ligation
Cellular component (GO): tRNA-splicing ligase complex
Molecular function (GO): RNA binding
Source: RefSeq, a predicted model, not a curated record
AGUCACGUGCACCUGCUCUCAAUGCUCACACUACUUCAUAUCUUUUAGAGGAAUGUUUAAACGGAAGCUUCUGUGUCUACAAUAUCACUCUCCGGAUUCCAUUGACAUACACAAUGAUGAAAGCUUUAGAGCUCUUGUAGUCUGGCUAGAAGACCAGAAAAUUAGACAUUAUAAAAUAGAGGAACGAGCUGGUUUGAGAGCUACAGACAGCACACAUUGGAAUGACGCGUUCAACAAGUAUCUGUCUGCUCUUGGGUAUCAAUAUGACUCAAGCAAUAGAACAACAGUAGUUGAUUGGUUGUUGGGUUAUGCUGUGAAACUAGAGUAUGCAGACAAUGCUGAUCAACUGACUAAGGCUGCUCAAAGCCUUGCUAGUGUUGCUCCUGCUGGUCAGAGCAAAGAGACUUCCGUUCAAAGUGGGAGACGUUUGGAUCCUGAGAGUGAUGAAUUCAAAGCUGGUGUUUCACAACUUGCCAAGAUGUUCCAGCUCCCAUCCCAUGGUGACCACGUCUUACUCUUUAAAGCUAUCAGCAUUCUAAUAGAAGAACGGCUAUCGUCAGAUGCAUUAGUGAAGGCACAGCAAGAAAAGAAAGCAGCACAGACACACGACAAAGGAGAACUCAUUCCUCUUGCAAAGGUAGAUCUCGGAUUCUCGAUUUCAGAUCCCGUUUUGAACGAUGCAGCUAAGGUGUUACGUCUUCUUCAUGUUGCCGAACUACGCGACCUUCAGACUAAGAUAAACGAAAUAAUAGUAGCUGUACAGAAACUAACGGCCAACCCGAAGACAGAUCAACGUCUAGGCAAAGUCGGAGUAUGAAUGUCAAAUCUUGUUGUAUUGUAUAAUUAUACACACUUUCGUAUUAUAAUGCUUGUAAAAUAACUCCACCAAUUAUGUACCAGUAAGAAUAAAAUCUACUUUGAGUUUCAGACCGUCAUCUGUCGCAUGUACAACUCAAAUA